GUGUGCAAUUUCCUCGAAUGGCGCGACUACAAGCUAUGCUACAAGAGGUACGCCAGCCUUUUCUUUAUCGCCUGCAUCGAGAACACCGACAACGAGUUGGUAGCCCUCGAAACGGUGCACCACUUCGUCGAGUGCCUGGACCGCUACUUUGGCAACGUGUGCGAGCUAGACUUGAUCUUCAAUUUCCACAAGGCGUAUUACAUCCUCGACGAGAUCAUAAUUGCGGGGGAGCUGCAGGAGUCCAGCAAGCGUGCUGUGCUCCAGCACAUCUCCGAGCAGGACGCCAUGACAGCGGAGGCGGACAUCAAGGACGGCCACGCGACGAAAAAGCAGCUGCGCGAGAUCAGUAAAGGCAGGGGCGAGAUCGGCAACGGCAUGGACCGAGAGAAGGAGGACAAGCUGAAACGGCCGCGCAAGCUCGCAGCACGUCUCGAGGCGAUCCGUCUUUCCGCGGACCAGCGGGCGCAGUCCAGAUGCCCGCGCGCCGUGCCUCUCCACUCCAGUGCCUGCGACGAGAGCCGCGAGGCGUCGGCGACGCUUGCGCAGGACAAGGGGGCGCAGGGUACGACGCUCGGAAAGAGCUUUGCGGGGUCGCGCCAAAGCUGCGGCGGCGCCGGGAACGCCGCGGGCCGGACAAUCAUCGGCACGGCGAGGGGCGCCGAGCACGCGAGGGCGGUCGAGGGGCGCGCUCGGGAAGAGCGGUGGAAUGCGGAGGCCUCCAGCGGUUUCUUCGGGGCCCCGUGGAACCCGGGGGGCUCAGGGGUCGAUGCGGCGCAGGGCGCGGCCAGGGCCAUCGAGCACGGCGCGCUGGGCGGGCGCCCUGCGCGCGGGGAGAUCUGUGAUCGGGGGAACCAGAGGAUCGCGCCGCCAGCGUCGGCGCCAGCUGCGAGCGGCGCGGCCCCGGCACAGGCAGCGACCCCGGGGCCGCCUGCCCCGAGCGCGCCGCCGCCAGCUGCGAGGGUGGCGGACGCAGAUCAGAUCGACAAGCCCAUGGAGAUGGCGUUCGAGGAGCGGGCCAAGGUCUGCGAUGUGCUCGAGGCCAUGGCCAGCUGGAACAGCGUCGUCUCCGACGAGUUGAAGGGGCACUUCAACUUCAAGAUCAACGACGCAGAGGAGCGCAAGAGGGCGGGCGCGCUGGCGGCGGGGCACGGCGACGACUUGAUCGCGGGGGGCUUCGACGAGAGGCUGAAUUUGAUGGGCUAG
Molecule: messenger RNA, 1203 nt
Organism: Prorocentrum cordatum
Lineage: Eukaryota; Dinophyceae; Prorocentrales; Prorocentraceae
Source: the annotation of a GenBank genome assembly